This is a messenger RNA of Falco peregrinus (peregrine falcon), 3091 nucleotides long. Its product is annotated as myo-inositol 2-dehydrogenase-like. Gene Ontology annotation, molecular function: oxidoreductase activity; nucleotide binding. The coding region runs from base 219 to 1853 and encodes 544 amino acids. Gene Ontology annotation, cellular component: cytoplasm. The record is from RefSeq and is a predicted model, not a curated record. Gene Ontology annotation, biological process: NADPH regeneration. Lineage: Eukaryota; Metazoa; Chordata; Aves; Falconiformes; Falconidae. The transcript has 9 exons.
GCAGCUGGCCGGGGGCCGGUACAGCGGAGUGCCCGGGGCAGGGGAGCAGGGUCCGGGAGCGGCGAGGGAGGCCCGGAGCAGGCCUGGCCGGGAGCGGCGCGGGGCCCGGGGCCGUUACCGCAGCCUCCGCCCCCCACCCGCGGCGCCGCAGCCGGUUGCCAGGCAACGGGCCCGCGCCUUCCGCUUCCGGGGCAGCCGGGCCGCGCCGCGCCGCCGCCAUGGGGCGGAAGAAGAAGACGCUGCAUGACUACGCGGCCGAGUUCUCGGAGCUGGCGGUGAAGCGGCACCUGCUGGAGCGCGGCGCGGCGGGGGAGGCGGCGGCGGUGGUGGAGACGCUGUACUGCACCCCCUGCCAGCUGCCCAUGCGGGUGCGCCGCGACCGCAUCCUGGAGCACCUCUCCUCCGGCCGCCACUACCGCAACCGCCGCCUGCUCCGCCAGCACGGCCUGCGCGCCCCGCUGCUGCUCUCUGCAGGUCCAGACAUUGGCACCAGCCUGCCCCUGCAGCUCGACGCGCCCUCACUGCUCAUCCAGCCGUCCUUCAUCCUCGCCGCCAGUGCUGGCACCAGCACCAGCUACGGCAUGGACCCCUCUCCACCCUCCUACCACAAGCCGCUGGUUCCCCAGCACCCCAUCACCGCCAGCUCCCCAGCAAGUGUGGCUACCCCCAGGGAAGACCCAACGCCUUCCACCUCUGCCAGGCACCCCUCGGCACUUGCCACCUCCCACACGAGGAUCGUGCCCACCCCGUCGACAGCCGAGGCUUCCAACGGCGCGAUGCCCGCCUUAGGGCAUGGCAGUGACAGCAACAGUGUCGGCCUUGCCCUUUUUGGCAUUGGGCUCAUUAAUAAAGGCUUGUUUCAAAGCCUGAUGGAGGAAAACGGCUGCUGCUUGCUUUACGUUGUGGCGGAUCAGCUGGAGGAGGUGGAGCGUGCCUUCGGUGCUGAGUUCCUGGCCGUCACCAUGGUGCUGCGGCAGCAGGAUGCUGAUGUCGCACUCAACGAUCAGCGAGUCUCUGGAGCCAUUAUUUGUUCACCACCUGAAGAAGCCUCCAAGAUUGUAAUCGAUGCUUUACGAGCGGGAAAAGGUGUGUUUUGCGAGAGCCUGCCCAGUUUUGACAGGCAGACGGCAGAAGCUUGUUUUGAUGAAGCUGACAGAUGUGGAAGACCGUUGGUGUGCGGAUUCUACAAGCGCUUUGACCCGGCGCUGCAGUUCUUGUACCAGAAAGUUCGCGACAGCCAGGCGCUGGGGAGGAUUCACCGGAUAUCGACCAUCAGCAGCAUAUAUCCAGCAGCGUCCCCGAGCUUCCUGAAAGCAUCAGGUGGAAUUUUUUACAAUGCUGCUGUACACGAUAUAGAUAUUAUCAGUUUGUUGUUGGGAGAGAGCGCGCUGGAUACAAUAUUUUCACUGGGGCAUGCGUUCUGCGCAGAUAUGGCCUGCUUGAAGGAUGCAGACACUGUAGCCGUCAGCAUGAAGUUUCCUAGCGGAGCAAUUGUUACUUUGGACAUCAGUCAGCACUGCACCAGAAGCUGUGAUCACAGACUAGAGGUUCACGGUUCUCGAGGGACGCUACGAGUAGAUAAUCAGAAUCCCCUGGGGAUUACGGAGCAUGGCACUUCCGUGUCCAUUUAUUCACAGACCCAAGCUGAUCGCUACAGGGAUGCGCACAGGGAGCUCUUCCGACACUUUCUGAGAACCCUGAAAGGCAAGGAGCCCCCAGCGAUCACCAAAGAGCAGUUUCUGUGGACGAUUCAGGUCGCUGCAGCUGCUGAACAGUCCUGGAGAAACGGAUCUGCUGUUGACUUGCGCAACAAAGCAAUAGAUUCAUGCGUGAUCAAGACUGAGAUAGUGUGACACACAGCGCUGUUUUCUGAGGUGAAGGAUAACCGUUAAGCUGUGCUACAGGGAGGUCUUUCCACCUAGCAAUGGAUGUCUCUACUGUAACCUUAAAAUAAGACCUGCGGUUUUAACCUUUCCGCUGGGAAUCCCAGAAGACGGAAGAAUUUUUGAACCAGAAGUGCUCGGUGCUGAGGCUUGUGUGUCUUUUGUUGUGCAUCAGCCAGAGCCCUCGAGAAAUUCUGGGUAGUUUCAUCCAGGCAGCUUUUCCUCCUGGAGAGUUCUGCUGGUCGUGAAAUUCUCUUUUCCUGGGAGAAGACGGCUGCUCCUCAGGCUGUGGUAAGGUGGUGUAGGCCACCACCAGCCGUGAUGGGAACGGUGCAAGUGGGUGGCUUCCCUGGCAGCUUUGCAAGCAAGAUGACAUAAUGCUCCAAAAAAAUAUGGGAGGAUCAGUCUGGUCCGUGCUCUUCUCCUUCCAGUAUAUACAGGAAUGUGACUUCUGUGCUGAACUUGCCUCUGGGCCUUGUAUAUAUUGCUUUUUCGGUUGUUUUUACCGGGUUUUCUAAAACAUUUUGAAAAUAAGUUGUGAUCUAAUUUUCUGGGGAGGGGGAAGGAAGUAAUAAAGCAGGGAGGGAGACCUGUGGCUGCCCUGAUGUUAGAUGAGAGUCUUCGUAGUGAGGCCUUAAACAAGGCUGCUCUGGGGGAGCAACACACUUGGGCAUUUCGGUAGCAAACACUGCGCUGUGAAAGGCUUGUGUCAGAGCGUAAUCUGUGAGUAUGUACGGGGGCCCUGUACAACGUCUGCGACCAAGACGUGCGGCCGCCGGGCGGGUUAUUCAAGGCUUAGCGUUGUCUGGAUCACUCGCUGCAGCAGCAUGGGAGCGAUCUGCAGGCAGCUCUUUGCCUUGCUUAAAUGCAGGAGUUGUACGGUUACAUUUUUGUAGCAACUGAACUAAUAAUCAUGUCCUUUGAGUGUAGGAAGGGCAUCUGAUGGCAUAUUUUAAAGGUACGGUUUUUUACAGUCCAGCAGAUUUGGAAUACAUGUCACAGGACAAGAUAGUGCCUUCAGCAACAGGCAGGUCUUGCUUUUCAGCCAGGUUCUUUGUUCAUUUUUAUUCUUGCAUUGAGUUUACUGCUGAUGUGUGGGUUUGACUGUUUGUAGUCUCUUUCUCACGCGUCAGUUUCCAAGAUCUUUUGAAAGCUUUUUGUGUUGUAUUAAAAUAAAGUUCUUGCCUUAAGUAUUAGUUUGGAAAUGA